UGGAAUAACCUUUGACUUUUCAUGAUUUUUAAAAGGAAGGACGUCUUUAGUAAACCUAGUCUGUUAUUGAACUAUUAUUCCGUUUGCAUAGUAUGUGUAAUACGUGAGUGUGCUCUUAGCGUCGGAAUGGCUAGUCGACUGUGGCGCUGCUCUUGUGGAGAUUUACUGAGAGCAGAGUAGCUGCCUGUGCACUGCAGGCAUCAGGGCAUUCUCUCAGACGAUUCUAGUCCGGAUGGUAAAUACCAUACAUAUGCCUGAUAUCAUACACAUAAAUAAAUAUUCAAAUAUCUUUGUGUCGGUUGUUUGUUCACUCUACAGACUCUUCACUUUGGGGGAGGCCCAAGAUCUAUUUUUAGGUAUUAAGCGUUUGUUAUGGACGAUUUGGUUGGUAGUCUCUCCAUGACUCUGCGCCGUGUACGGGUGGUUCUUGUCAAAUCUUGGUCCAGCCUGGUUCCUGGGAUCUGCUGCGCUACGCUUAGUGUCGAGAAAUUAAACGAUUCUGGCAAACAGUAAAUAAGACUGGUUCUCCUUCGUACACGAUGGACACUACUCCUCUGCUAUCAGAACCAGAGGAUGGAUCCAUCCAAGAAUCCCCGUAUCACCUUCCACAGCCUCUUCGGGGUCCAUCUCUGGAUGAAUUAGCUGGAUGUGGUGUUGAUGUUAGAAGCCCCGGUGACGACAUUACAACGACGGGCAUCGACUUCAGGGACUACACGUCUCUCAGCACGAAUGUCCAGCUGGACAGAUUGAAAGAACACGAAGAACACGAACCAACUGUGAGAAAAGUCGUUUUUUCUCCUGAUGCGACGACUGCUGAUGCAGUUCCUUUGGACAUCCCAAGACGUAACCCCAUUCGUUCAGCAUCAACAUACAGUAAUCAGGAUCUCAGUGACCUUGACAGCGUAUCUACUUCCGCUCGUCACGAUGGCCACUACACCUCUGCCAGUAUCGAAGACAGGCACUCGAGACCUGUUCCAUCUUUUAGAGCAGGCACAGGAGACGUGACAACCCAGCCUCCAUCUGGUGAGAUAAUAAACGCGGACGAAUCUGUACAUCCACCACACUGGACAAGUGUUGCCCCUCCGCUCUCAGAAGGAAAGAGGUACCACGUCUUCUUUUCCUAUGAAAUCUCCGACAGAGAGUGGGUGGAGGAGGUCACCAGACGUCUAGAGUCGCCAGAGAUGGGCUUCAGAUGCAGCAUGCACGAGAGAGACUUUCACGGAGGUAAGCGUAUCAUUGAAAACAUCACCGAACACAUCCGGCUGUCGGAGAAGACGGUGUUGGUGCUGUCUCCAGACUUCAUUCAGAGUCACUGGUGCAUGUUUGAGAUUGAGAUGGGGAUGAUCCUGAGCAUGGAGGAGAGCCAGCUGCUGGUGGUGCCUGUGAUGGUGAAGCGAUGCUUUGUACCCGACAGUAUCAAGACCCUCACCUACAUUGAUGCAACUCCUGGUAAUGACUGGUGGCAGCGGUUCAUUGGGGCCAUAGUUUCUAAAGAGGACCUACGCGGUAACCUGACGGGUACAAAAGAAUUGAGAAUCGAGCCUCGUCACGGAAAUAUGGAUGCGUUGGUUGAGCUAUCUUCCAACUUCAAGUGUCCCUUGGGAGAACAGUUGAGGACCCCUUAUAUACCCGAGCCGUUACUGAGACAGGGUGUUCAGGUGCCACCAGAUGAGUUUCAACAAUCGAUGGACAUCAUUCGAUCUGCAAGGUGCUGGUGUGCAGUCCUCUGUGACAACGGACCAUGUUGUGUGCCAACCUUCACGAUCCUCCUUCUAGCGGGAAUCUCUACUGUAGCGCUGGGGGUGAUAGCAAAAGGAGAGCCACCGCUAAUAAUGAUAUUUCCAGUGUUUUUCACAUCUCUCUGGCUGUUCUUCGCUUUAACAUUUUGCAUUCAGAGACGAAUAAGACGGUCUCGACUCCGAAAAGCAGUUGCUGAAGUCAACGCGAUAUUUCUGAAGUACAACGUCAUCGUAGGAUAUAAGAUGCAAACGGCUGGUUGCAUUUUGACCCGGACAUAUCUCCAAUUUUGGUUUUAUAAUCCAACGGAAUGCAAGAACUUAUUGGCCAAUUUUCUGGAAGGAAUUGAAGGAAGACAUCUUGCAUCUGGUUCAAAUGCAGACAAGGCAUCGCAGCUGUUUCAACACCACUGCCUUGACUACACUUCCGCUUACAACGAAGGUCAGCUCAAGGUCAAACAUGGCGCUAGGCACGUCCGCAACGCCAUCUGCCUUUGUCAGUUUGUAGAGGACAAGUACUCAGAGGGCCAGCGUCUUCCUAUCAUGAUCGUAUGAAGUAAAUCCAUGCUUUAUGGCAUUGUGAUUUCCCAGGAUAGCAACACAAUGCUCCUUUAUGUACAAAAACACACUCUGUGUCAGGUCUUACUUUCUUAUGUACCAGUUUGAAUGUUUUCGAUGGUGAUAGUUUAGUUUAAAACAGAUUAUAAAAUUUCGGUAAUAUGCCUGCCGUGAUUAGACGGUUACCUACUUUGGUAAAACCGACAUUGCUGACAAAGCAAGAACAUAGGGAGAAAGAAGCUUUGUUUCGAACCGACAAUGUCUUAAUGCCAAUCAAAGAAGUCUUAGAUGUCUGACGAACCUGUGACUCUCCCAAUGAAUUGUGGCCCCAUUCUCUACUGAACUACCGGCCCUCCAUUUUAUAUAGACACGUAGUUUUAAAGCCUUCAGUUUCCAUUGAGCGUAGUUGGUUUGUUGGUUGGUUGUUCAAUGCCGCACUCAGCAAUAGUCUAGCUAUAUGGCGGCGGUCUGUAAAUAAUCAAGUCGGGACCAGACA
Molecule: messenger RNA, 2790 nt
Organism: Haliotis rubra (blacklip abalone)
Lineage: Eukaryota; Metazoa; Mollusca; Gastropoda; Lepetellida; Haliotidae
Exons: 10
Coding region: 540-2291 (583 amino acids)
Biological process (GO): immune response; toll-like receptor signaling pathway; inflammatory response
Cellular component (GO): membrane
Molecular function (GO): transmembrane signaling receptor activity
Source: RefSeq, a predicted model, not a curated record